AUGCAGUCCGAACAGGUACUUGGACCGCGCUGGUCGCUCGAGGAGCUACAAACGUUCUACCUCCUGCUCAAGACACACGGAAAGCAGUGGGAUAAGCUGACGGAGCGUCUUCCGCAGCGUUCCUGUGGUAUGGUGCGCGCUCUGUUUGACAUGCACCGUGGCUACCUGUCGCUGUCUGAGGCUUCGGUCGAGGGCUUUUGUGCUAUUAUGAUGGACCAUUACGACGUGCAGGACAAACAGGGGAGACUUCUAGCCAAUGAGAAGCUAAAGCGCAAUAAAACGGACUUUCUGAUGCUGGAACAAGGCGAAGAAGCGACAAGGAAAUGGAAGAAACGACGUUUGGAGAUACUCUUGACUAUGAAGCCCUUGAAGACGCCCCAGCUGCAGAGAGAGGAGCAAGAAAGGUCACGGGAGAGAUCACUGUCUGUGAAGAGAGGCAGAAAUAAAGCUGUGCCAAAGAGGGCGAGAGCCUGGUUGAUACGGGAACUUUCUGUUGACGGAGAAGACAAAGCUAGACUGGGUGUUGAGCUCGGUGUACCGAGGUUUGACCUGCCGUGGAGCCAUUGGUUCUAUUCACACGUGGACGUGGCGUUCUUCACUCGCAAUGAGUUCAUCGAGUGUCUCGACGUCAUGGGCCUCGGCAAGAUCACGUCAGCUGGGCGGUCGACCUGGUCGUCAGUGCGAGCGUCCAUGGGUCGCCCUCGACGUCUGAGUCCGUUAUUCUUUGCUCAGGAGAGGCAGAAACUCGAGGCGUAUCGAUCUGUCAAGCGCCAUUUGGAUUCUACGCACAUGCUGGAUGAUAAAACGUGGCCGUAUCGAAGCACUGCUCCAUUGUUUCCAGGAACUACGGUCAUCGCAUGGGUGGAGUCAAAGCGGUGCUUUCAACUAGCUACCGUGGUUGUGGCUCACGACACUGCAGGAGCAUGUCAAGUGGUUCACUUUGGCAGUGAGCUGCAAACAGAUGUGGUGGAACGUAGUUUGGACAACGUGAUGACUUUGAACUUUCCGCUAUGGUCAUGGCGAAGUAAAGCCGAUAUUGAAGAGUUGAAGGUGGCAUCUACCACGCUACUACGACGUAACGAUGGGGUUUGCAAAGACACGUCGACGGUUGUGACAUCGAAAGCUGUCGAUCCUAGCGACGAAAGGUAUCGGGACGACAAGUGUCGCGCGCUUCUUGCCGUGAAAGCUCUACUACACCGCAAGGAACAAAUUGUGGUGGCAAUGGCACAUCUGAAUGAACGUGUCACUGAAAUGCAGAUGCGAUUGCACGAGAAGAACGCAAUGCAAUCAAAUGCCCGAUCGGCUCCUACGGUCUAUUCAUCCACAGCCGUCAAGGAUCUUGUGUGGGCCAAUUCGCGCAUGAAGCAACAACUAAAGAAGCAGUACUCAUGGCUGGCUGCCAACUUGGAUGCGACGAAUGGACGCUUGAGAGCUGCACUACUGAGCCUUCAGUCUUUUUCGAAAAGCGGUUCUCAUGGGGAAGAAAACGCUGACACGAACGUUGCUGAAGCCGCAGAUACGCUGGAAUGGAGUAGCGCAGCGCAAGAUGAGACAUUGACAGAAAGUGAAAUGCGUUGGGCCAUCGAUUUCUUGGCUGCAAGUCAGCGAAAAGCGGCUGCGGUAGUCACGGAGAUGGUGCAUCAGAUCGCACAAGACGAAAAGGAGCUGACUAAAUCAAGCAAGUCGACUAGCGCAAUCCGUCGGGGAGAAGUGUUACCAGAAACGAUGCAGCUUGUCACCAACUGUGUCACUUUGAUGAGCGUUCUUCAUCGGCAUGUCGCUGCAUCACCAGACGUGCCCGCUGUUGUCACGCAGAAGCUUCUUCAGCGCGUGCUCGAGUUGCUAAAACCGACUUAUACAGAGAAUAUGGAUCUGUACGCGGAGCUUCAUGCUGCUGUAGAUGCUGCACAAGCUCAGAUGACGCUGCAGGCUUCUACGAGUAAAGUGGACUAUACUGGUUGA
This is a messenger RNA of Peronospora matthiolae, 1962 nucleotides long. Lineage: Eukaryota; Oomycota; Peronosporomycetes; Peronosporales; Peronosporaceae. The record is from the annotation of a GenBank genome assembly.